Molecule: messenger RNA, 5518 nt
Organism: Polypterus senegalus (gray bichir)
Lineage: Eukaryota; Metazoa; Chordata; Cladistia; Polypteriformes; Polypteridae
Product: multiple PDZ domain protein-like
Exons: 37
Coding region: 153-4445 (1430 amino acids)
Molecular function (GO): protein binding
Source: RefSeq, a predicted model, not a curated record
GAGAGGGAAGACGGGGCGGGGCUUGGGCGCCCCAUUAUCGAGCCGCUUGCUGCGCCGUUAACUGCGCGAGAACAACGGAGAGAGCCGAGCUAGCAGCGAAGGACGGACUCUGACUUGGCGCUCUUUGGAUUUGGAGGUCACAGACGUGGACUAUGAUUGAGACCAUCGAUACCCAGCGUGCUUUGCAGGCUGUCGAAAGACUUCAGGCCAAACUAAAGGAGCGAGGGGACAGCUUCAAUGAAGAGCAAAUCGGCUUGCUGAAGAGCGUCCUGCAGAGCCCGCUGUUUCACCAGAUCUUGUCUCUUCAGAGCUCGGCUCAUCACCUCAAGGAGCAGACAAACCCACCAUCGCAGUCUAUAAGCAAUGAGGGGUCCUCUGUCGUCAGCGCCAACUCUCCCUCGACCAAAAUCCCUCCAAGUGACUCUUAUGUGUUGGCACAGCAAAAGGGAAGUCUUGAAUCCUCGACCUUCUCCUUGUCCUCACAAAUUAAUGGAAAGCCAUCUUUGGAUGAGUUUGAUGGCCUCAUCAGGUCGAUGGCACAGGGUCGCCAUGUUGAGUUCAUCGAGCUGGUCAAACCUUCCUCCGGAGGCCUUGGCUUCAGCGUGGUGGGUUUGAGGAGCGAGAACAGAGGCGAGCUGGGCAUUUUUGUGCAGGAAAUCCAGGAGGGCAGCGUGGCACACUGUGAUGGGAAGUUGAAGGAAGCCGAUCAGAUCUUGGCCAUCAAUGGUCAAGCGCUUGACAAAAGCAUCACUCACCAGCAAGCCAUUAGCAUCCUUCAGAAGGCCUCCGAGAAGGUGCGCUUGGUUGUGGCCAGGGGCUCCAUUCCUAAGCUCGUCAGCCCAGUUGUCUCCCGAACGCCGUCGUCCGCCAGCACCGUGUCGGCCCACUCCAGCGCCCUGCAGCACCUUCACUGGCAGCAUGUGGAGACCAUAGAGCUGGUCAACGAUGGCACAGGCCUGGGAUUCGGGAUCGUCGGAGGGAAAACUACAGGAGUGAUUGUGAAGACCAUUCUACGUGGAGGGGUGGCCGAUCAGGAUGGACGACUUCUCAGUGGCGAUCACAUACUCCGGAUUGGCGAGACGGACCUGCAGGGAAUGGGCAGUGAGCAGGUGGCGCAGGUCCUGAGGCAGUGUGGGAAUCGCGUGAAGCUGGUCAUUGCCAGAGGAGCCUUGGAAGAUUCUUCUCCGCCGCCGCCUGCCCUUCCUCCAGUAGCAGAGCAGCAGGUGGAGGCACUGGCUUCAGAAGAGGACGAGGACAGUGAUGCGUUUGAUGUGCAUUUGACCAAAAACGCCCAGGGACUCGGUAUAACCAUUGCUGGUUAUGUGGGAGACAGAAGCUCUGAGCCUUCAGGUAUCUUUGUGAAGAGCAUCACAGAAGGUAGCACAGUUGAACAAGAUGGCCGAAUCCACGUUGGUGACCAGAUUAUAGCAGUGGAUGGAACCAACAUCCAGGGUUUCACCAACCAACAGGCCGUGGAGGUCCUGAGGCGUACGGGGCAGACGGUGCACCUGAGGCUGAAACGGAGGGGCUUCAGAGGUGAGCUGCAGGCUCCAGCUGAACACGCGCUAGAAAGACCACUUGAGAAGGACUCGGCGGUGGAGACGGCCAGCAGCCCGGCUGCCAGAGAGCCUUCCCAGCAGUCUGCGCCGUCUUGUUUGGCAACUUCUGCUUCACCUACAGAUGAAGGAGGCGAGGAAGAAGAAGGAUAUGCCGCCAGUGAAGAAGAUCUGAAGAAGAAGUGCUUCCACCUCGGAUGUCUCAUCCCCCAGUCAGCCUCUGGCAUUCCCACCAGCUGGUGUGGUGACACUGGAAUGAAGUGGACCUUGGCGUCGUCCGCUGUUUCGGUGGCACUCGACGGCGAGUCACAGGUGAGCCGCUCACACGCCGGGCCUCGCUUCCUCCUCCGUACGACUUGUCUGGCAUCGUGGCAUCUGGCGCUCUUCUUGUUCCAGACGGUGACCGCUGACUCGGCGGAUGACAAGCCAUCUCCAUCGCAAAGCAAUUUGGCCAAGGCGUCACUGAGUGAAAACCCGUUGGAGGGUUCGCUGCGUCCCAGUAGGCUUUUCCUAGGCCUCUCCCCAGCUAACCCCUUUGCUCCUACUCCUUUUAAGGUGACAAGUCGCCGGGAUGCUGAAAUGGGAAGAGCAUCGCCUGGCGCCAUGGCACGGCUGCCAGUUGAGACCACAGCUGGUGCUGGAUGGGCAGACGCCGAGGCCACCGACGGAGCCGGGUCGCCGGAGGAAGAGCAGGAUGAAUUUGGGUACAGCUGGAGGAAGAUCAUUCACCGCUACGGAAGUCUGCCUGGAGAGCUGCACAUGAUAGAGCUGGAGAAGGGCAGGGCGGGCCUCGGGCUGAGCCUGGCAGGCAACAAGGACCGGUCGAGGAUGAGCGUCUUUGUCGUGGGCAUCGAUCCAAACGGGGCCGCGGGCAAGGAUGGCAGAAUCUUGGUUGGCGAUGAGCUGCUGGAGAUCAACGGUCAGAUCCUCUAUGGCAGGAGCCACCAGAAUGCCUCGUCCAUCAUUAAAGGUGCACCUUCAAAGGUCACGAUGAUCUUCAUCAGGAAUACUGAAGCACUCAACCAGAUGGCAGUCGGGCCCAUGAAGGAGCUCACCAGCGAGGCCACUGGAUCCCAGCCUGAAGGCUGCAUUUCCAUGGUGCCACCUUUGGUGUUCGAUCUUGACCGAUUCAAAGGGGUUCAGCACGUCGUUCUUCCCAAGGAUGACGGAGGCCUGGGCAUCGCCAUCAGUGAGGAGGACACAAAGGCAGGCGUGCUGAUCAAGAGCUUAACAGAACGUGGUGCGGCCGCCAAAACUAGCAGAAUCAAAGUGGGAGACAGAAUUUUGGCAGUGGAUGAUGAAGUUGUCCUGGGCGAGCCUGUGGAGAAGGUUAUCACCAUGUUGAAAAAAGCCAAGAGCUCCGUGAAGCUCACACUCAGUUCGGAUGAGGAAGGCCCCCCAACCCCUCCAGUGGCUCUGCCCAUUGGCAGCAGCGAAGACUGCGAUGUGCUGCAUGCUGGCCUGGACUCCCCAGAUGUGGACUGCCAUGGCACUCUGGGCAGGUUGUGCACGCCGGCAACACUGGCAUCAGACCCUGCCACCUGUCCUAUCAUCCCGGGAUGUGAAACGACAAUCGACAUCUCUAAAGGGCGCACCGGUCUGGGACUGAGCAUCGUUGGCGGAGCAGAUACGCUGCUGGGUGCCAUCAUUAUUCAUGAAGUUUAUGAAGAAGGAGCGGCCUCUAAAGAUGGCAGGCUGUGGGCCGGGGACCAGAUCUUAGAGGUUAACAGCAUUAAUUUAAGAAGUGCCACUCAUGACGAAGCCAUCAAUGUCCUGCGACAGACUCCACAGAAGGUUCGCCUGACGGUGUACCGAGACGAGGCCCAGUACAAGGAGGACGACAUGUGGGACACGUUCUCGGUGGAGCUUCACAAGCAGCCGGGUGAAAGCCUGGGCCUGAGUAUCGUCGGGAAGAGGAAUGACGCAGGCGUCUUUGUGUCAGACAUCGUGAAGGGAGGAGUGGUUGAAAAAGACGGGCAACUCAUGCAGGGAGAUCAGAUUUUAUCUGUCAAUGGCGAAGACGUCCGGACUGCCACACAAGAAGCUGUGGCCGCAUUGCUGAAGUGCUGCUCUGGAGCGAUCCAGCUGGAGGUCGGCAGAUUCAAAGCGGGGCCGUUCCACUCGGAGCGCCGGUCAUCUCGCAGUAGUCAGACAAGUGAAAGUGACGGCCAUGAAAGGACAUCAUUUGGCACGCUGCUCCCAGAAUGCACCACGGCCAGUGACUGUAACAGUGGUCUGAGGCGGCGCGCCUCGUCAGACCGAGCCGCUCUGAGGACGGUGGAGUUGACUAAGGAGCCAACGGAUUGCCUGGGAAUCAGCAUUGCCGGAGGAGUGGGAAGCCCGCUUGGAGAUGUUCCCAUUUUUAUUGCCAUGAUGCAUCCCACGGGUGUGGCAGCACAGACGCAGAAGCUGAGAGUUGGAGACCGAAUUGUUAGCAUCUGUGGCACGUCGACCGAGGGCAUGAGCCACUCUCAGGCUGUGGAUCUGCUGAAAAACGCCUCGGGCUCCAUUGAGUUGCAAGUCAUUGCUGGAGGAGAAGUGAGUGUCAUCGCUGCCCACGCCCAGGACCAACCGGGAGGGAGUCUGUCUGUCGGCGGCCUCUUCCAAGAUGAGCUGGGGCCUCCACAGUACAAGAAUAUCACCUUGGACCGGGGACCCGAUGGCCUGGGCUUCAGCAUCGUGGGGGGCUUUGGGAGCCCACAUGGAGAUUUGCCCAUUUACGUCAAGACUGUCUUUACAAAGGGAGCUGCAGCUGAAGAUGGACGCCUAAAACGAGGUGACCAGAUCAUAGCCGUGAACGGGCAGAGCCUGGAGGCGGUCAGCCAUGAAGAAGCAGUCGCCAUCCUCAAGAGGACCAAGGGCUCUGUCACCCUUACAGUCCUGUCAUAGGCCAGCAUGUCCUCGAUGGAAACUGACAACAACUACAACGUGGCAGUGUGAGGACCACCGCCACACAUACACCCACACACACGAUAAUCGAGGGCAGUGAAGGUGGCAGCGGUGGCAUCACUGCAGAGGGUCAUCUCGCCACUUUGACAUCUUGUGCUGCUCCCAGAAUGCCGCUGAGGUUGUCUCAAUGACACGGCCAUAAAAGAGGUCACCGUUGACUCCCAAUAAGUGACACUCUGUAAGCUCCCUGCCCCGCCCAGCUGACGUCACCUCCCCUCCAUGACACUGGCGCCGCCCCUGAACUGCCUCCGUGUGUGUGUGUGUGUGUGUGUGUGUGAAUGAAUGUGCGCUCCCUUGUGACACACAACCCUAACUGUGUGCCACCCACACUCCCAAGUGCAGGCUUACCCUUGAGGCCCCAUCCUUGUGCCAGCUACCAACCACCUCCUUAUACUCCUCCUCCUCUUCAUCGCUGGACACCAGAAAGCGGUCUGAAGCCCUGAGGUGACUCUUAGUCUUCCUGUCAUUUAUCCACAGCCACCGUCACAUCAGGUGUCCUUGGCAGUUGGAAUGGAAGAUGUGCUGGGGCAGGGUGGCAAGGAGGAGGAUGAAGGCCAUCAAGCUGGCACAACCACCUCCGUAUAUAAACAUAUCAAUCUGUUAACAGGGAGCCACCACGCAUCGGUGGGCAGAAGGCAGGGAUUGGGGUGGCACCUGAAAGAUGAGACAUUUGGCAAGCCUUUCUUUAGAUGGGUGCCAGGGCAGCAGAUGAAGAACAUGAAUGUCUGAGCUUGAGCUGGAGAUGGCAGCGGUAGGACAGCCACCUGCUGUGACUCGAAUGACAUGUGACAUGACUGGACAGACUCGUCAUCUGACUGCUGGGGUACGUUGAUGGUGACAGGAUUGUUGGUGCCCGGUGUGGCAACUUUCUGUCCAUUGGCAGCAUUUUCUGUAGAAGUCUUUGAGAGCUGGCAUAGGUGGGUGAGGUGACACGAUGUAACAGCUGCCCUGUAGAGUCACCGACUUGUGUGUGUCAUCGUGAUUUCAAUAAAAUGAACGUUUAGUUCUGCUGA